Molecule: messenger RNA, 1356 nt
Organism: Closterium sp. Yama58-4
Lineage: Eukaryota; Viridiplantae; Streptophyta; Zygnematophyceae; Desmidiales; Closteriaceae
Source: the annotation of a GenBank genome assembly
AUGUUGCGAGCCGUCACCACCGCUGGACCGAACUACGUCCUCCCCAAGCGGCACUACAUCGGAGGCGACGACCUGCUUGAGUGCAAACAGCAGAUUGAGAAGGCGUUGUCGCCCGUUACAAAGUCGUGGAGGGAGAGGGGUGUCACGAUUGCCAGCGACAUGAUGCAAGGCAAGGGCAGCUACACACGAAUGAACAUCAUUUGCAUCAACGACACUGGAGCUCUUUUCUUUGAGGCGGUCGACUGCAAGCAAGCUGCUGGCAAGCUGCUGCAGAUGAAGUGGCUGCAUCUCAACCUCGUGCCCUGCGCCACGCACGUGCUGGACCUACUGACGGAGGACAUCGGCAAGAUGGACUGGGCGCAGGUGGUCGUGACCCAGGCUGACAACAUCAUCGGAUUCGUGCGCGGGCACCAGUGGACUCGCGCCUUCAUGCGGAGCCCAGAGCUCCACGGUGAGCAGAAUUCGCUGCAGGUGUUGCGCCCGGCAAGUACACGCUUUGAAAUGGAGUUCAUCGUAUUGUCUCGUCUGCGCGUCGUUCGCCUGCAGCUCACGGCGAUGGUGACACACAAUGACUGGGCGGAGAAGGGGGGGAACAAGUUGACGGGAUCGGAUUUCGAGGGGUGGUUUUACGACAUUAUGCUGCAGCUAACAGAGAAGUUGGAUAAGCUGCUGGAUGGGAAGGAGUGCAAGCUGAGCAGGGCGGAUAACGAGAAGGUGCGAGAGCAUUUGAGGAGGCGUUGGGACGAGAGCCUGUCAUGCACCCUCCACGUGGCAGGCCGGAUCUUGAACCCGGCCAACCAGGAGGAGGGAAUCUUUUUGCAGGAUGCGGAGUGCACCAAGGUCACGCAGGAGUGGUUGGAGCACCAGAAGUCUUUCGACGACACGUACUGGAAUAGGUCCCACGACAAGAAGGAACCGGUGUGGCUGCUGCAUGAUGGGGUGAUGGCCUACAUCAAUGGCGAAGGAGGAUUCGGCCCGAAAACCGCGAUCGAAGAGCGUGAGCUGAAUUUGUUGGAAAAAGGGGAACGUGAUGUUGUGGUGGCAGUACAAUGGAUGAGAUGUGGUGGGAAGGAGGGGUGCGGUGGUGCAAGGGAACACAUCCCCCCCCCUCCCCUCCUCGAGGGGUACAAAUUGGAGGAGGAUGGGGGAGUGGAAGCGGACGAGGACGACGUGUGGCUCGAUGAGUGGGAGGGGCAGGAGGAGGAGGAGGAGGAGGAGGAGGAGGAGGAGGAGGAGGAGGAGGAGGAGGAGGAGGAGGAGGAGGAGGAGGAGGAGGAGGAGGAGGAGGAGGAGGAGGAGGAGGAGGAGGAGGAGGAGGAGGAGGAGGAGGAGGAGGAGGAGGAGGAGGAGAGCUAG